Molecule: messenger RNA, 1164 nt
Organism: Symbiodinium necroappetens
Lineage: Eukaryota; Dinophyceae; Suessiales; Symbiodiniaceae
Source: the annotation of a GenBank genome assembly
AUGUGCCUUCACCCAUAUGCGCUGACGUGGGCCUUCUUUGUCAUGCUCUUCAUCUUCGAACCACUCGCAAAAUUGGUCUCCACCGUCGCUAGAAGCACGGACAGUGCCGAAAAGCGCGAGCAGAGGGCAGGAGCUGGGCUCAGUUCCUUUGCCUCUCCAGCGUCAUCUUCAUCUGUACCCUGCAAGGGGCCGAAGUUGAUUAUUCAUGUUGGGCCGCCAAAAACAGGAACCACGGCAAUCCAAGAAUUCCUGGUGAAGAAUUCCGGCUGGCUUCAGGAGCAGUGGGAUGUUAGUGUGGGUUUCCAUGGCAGCGGCAAGGCAGUUGCCGAGUGCAUUGUGCAUCCACUUACCUACUUCUGCAAUGGGAAGACGGCCCUGUUGAAAUCCUUGCGGCUGUCAGAGGAGAAAGUGAAGCAGAAGCUGAAAGACGGGCUGGGCUUUCUCCAGUCCAAGCUGAACUCAUCUCAGCUGGUAAUCUUGUCCAGCGAGGGCUUCCAGACCUUCGAUAACAAGUCGUGGCAGUGCUUCAGGAGCUUCUCUUCGUAUGUGGCAGAGAAAAUGAAUCUCCCGGCCGAUGCACAGGGAGACCCGGUAGGAGACAGUGACACACAGCUGCAGCAGCUGAACCGACUGAGACCAUUUGACAGAGUGAUUCCCGUUUCCUAUGACUACCUGAAGGAGGUCAACUGCAGUGGCGCAGCCUUCCUGAUCUGCAAUGCUAGCCUUGGCCUGACAGGCAAGAAGUGGUUGCAGUGCAGGAACUCUGUGAACGGUCGCAGCUCCAAGCUUCGGAACAAGUCCCCACCUCAUGCGGCAAUCGAUGUCGUUCGAUUGGCGCGGCAUUUUUACGAGAUGAAGCAGGCCAUGCGAAAAAACGUUUCGAGAUGCAAGCCCUGGCCAAUCGGCAGGUGGAGCGACGGCUACUUGUUCAGACACCCUGAUAUGAUGACGUCUACGAGCCCUGCCGUCAUCCAGGUGGCAAAGCAGAUUCCGGUCAAGUGUGAAAACUUCGACGGCUUGUUCCGCAGUGAGACUCAGAAAUGGUUUUCGCGGACAGGGGCCAAAAGGCCCAGAUAUGGCUCCAAGGACAUCUGUACUGCAGAUGUUGCUUCCUUCGAAGCAAAGCACUGGCGAUUGAUCGGCAAGAUCGCACCCGACUGCUAG